AUGGAGGGCGGCGGUGGGGCUGACGGGGCUCCCGGCGCGUCGCCGGAACCGGGACCGGAGUCAGAGCCUGAGCCGGGACCGGGCCCGGAGUCUGAGCCACAGCCGCGCAUCGCGCUGCCGCCACUGGGACUGGGCGCACCCCUCGGUUACCUGCACGUCCUGUGGCAGCGGGAGGAGCCCGCGGGCAAGAUCCCGGCCCGCCGCCUGCGCAGGGCCUCCCGUCUCCACCGCCGGCUGGGGCCGACGGGCAAGGAGGCCCACGCUCUGAAAAGGCUGCGUGAGGCUGCCAAUAGCAACGAUUUGGACACAGUGCAGCAACUCUUGGAUGACGGAACUGACCCCUGUGCUGCAGAUGACAAAGGUCGGACAGCACUGCACUUUGCCUCCUGCAAUGGCAAUGAUCACAUCGUCCAACUGCUUCUGGAUCAUGGGGCUGACCCAAACCAGAGAGAUGGGCUGGGCAAUACUCCCUUACACUUGGCUGCCUGCACAAACCAUGUUCCUGUCAUCACCACGCUGCUGCGCGGAGGGGCCAGAGUUGAUGCCUUGGAUCGAGCUGGCAGAACCCCACUGCAUCUUGCUAAAUCAAAGCUGAAUAUCCUGCAGGAAGGAUUCUCCCACAGCCUGGAGGCUGUACGCCUUGAAGUGAAACAGAUUAUCCAGAUGUUGCGGGAAUACCUGGACCGUCUGGGGAGGCAUGAGCAAAAGGAACAGCUGGACGACCUCUGCUCCAGGCUGCAGAUGACUAGCACAAAGGAGCAGGUGGAUGAGGUUACAGACCUCCUGGCCAGCUUCACAUCACUCAGCCUGCAGAUGCAGAAGAUGGACAACAGGUAAUGGGCUGCUAAAUAAUCUUCCUGAAGCAGCAGGAGAAGCGUUAGAGAGAAGAAAAGGAAGCUGGAGUUUGCUUCCCAGAUUGCUGACUAAACCUUGCUGCCAGCGGCCAUUCCUGCCAGACUGACUCUCCAGUGGCGCUCAGACUGUUCCUCUUGGUGCUGCCGCAGCUGCCCCAUGGGGAGGCAGCAGGCUUUGCACAGCAAAGGCAACAGACAAGAAUGCUGCAGCUGUGACUUUGGGGUAAAAGAGCUCCUCUACUUUUUACUGAUGGGCUGGCGAUGAAUAGGGUACCCUUUCCAGAGAUAUUUUGCCUUCUCCUAUGUACGUCAGCUCGAUGUAGGCAGUGACCAAUGCCAUGUGCAGGUACCAGCCCUGACUAGUGCACUCAGCAGCUGGCCAGCAUCAUGGAAAUGCUUGGAACAGGCACCUUUUCCAGCCUCAUACUGCUGAAUUGCAUGAGGGAGAAAGAUAAUGCCUUGAACAGCAGAAGGUUUUGUGCCGUGAGUAGAACACACAUUUAAUUCUGCAUGCUACAAGCUGAGCAAACAUUCUGCCUUAAAAGACAUGCACUGAUGAGGCUUAAUCCUCACCUUCCCCAGAGCCUACUGUCAGAGGGCAGAGAAUAUGUCUGGUUACAGGUGGGAUACAAAGUUUUUCAUGGCUAGGCUAAGGCCUUUCACUGGACCCAUUUUUUUAACUCCACUGCAAGUUAGUGCUUAAAUAAUACAGUGUAACACUUGCAGAGCCGCCCUGAUGCGAGAAUAAGGAUUACAGGGUGACAGUCUCUAAUGCAGUUCUAGUCAGACAUCUACAUCUUGCAAAAAAAAAAAAAAACAAACCACCAGAACUACCUUUUGUGUUUCCUGUUACUGGCAGUCUCAGGCAAGAGGUCCAGUUGUGACCGGAGGUAUUGUGCAUUCAGCUGUAUUAUUGGGCUAGGUACCUCUGCCUCAGCAGCACCAAACCCAUUGCUCAGCCAUUCUGUGUCCCUUGCUUGUCACGGAGACCCUUAAAUGCAGUGUAAGAAACAAAUUAUGGCUUGUGCUGGGAGCCUGAAGUGAUGCAGCUAUGAAGCAUGCACAGAAAUGCUGUUGCUGGUCUCUCACUUCUGCCCACUGUGGUUAGCAAACAAUCUGCUUUGUUGUGGAGCAGGGAUCCAGGAAAUCUCAUUGAUAGGCACCAACAGCAACAGGAUGACAGGAACAUGCCAAUAAUAAUCUGAGUUCCCACCUGUGUACCACACCAUGGUGUGCUGGUAGCCAUACCUAUCCCACAGCUUGGGAGUCACUGGUUUGAAAGAGUUUAUUAUUAGGAUACAGCUUAAAUAUGCAACAGCCGCAGUUUGGAGCAUUCUUCAGAGAUCUUUAGGUCAGCAUGCUCUCUGAUAUCUGCCUCUUGUCCAGGAGGAGGCUAAGUGGACCUCUGUUCAAAGCUGAGAUACUUGAAAGAGGCAUGGAUUUUUGAUGGGUUUGUCUGUGGGCCACUAGAGGACACAGCUGGGAGCAGUCUUGUGGCUGGGCUGGAACUGUCACUGCAUAUUGAUACUUCAUUACGAUGUGCUGGAUGGGAAGGAUGCUGAGCAGGUGGGAGACAAUCUGAUCUUUUUGUAUUUUAAACUUCAAUAAAAUCCUGUCAGCCUUUUACAA
Messenger RNA from Hirundo rustica (Barn swallow), 2483 nucleotides. It is a transcript of the gene ANKRD54, whose product is annotated as ankyrin repeat domain 54. The record is from RefSeq and is a predicted model, not a curated record. The coding region runs from base 1 to 837 and encodes 278 amino acids. Lineage: Eukaryota; Metazoa; Chordata; Aves; Passeriformes; Hirundinidae. Gene Ontology annotation, molecular function: protein binding. The transcript is spliced from 8 exons.